This is a messenger RNA of Callorhinchus milii (elephant shark), 4762 nucleotides long. RefSeq names its product akirin 1 (gene akirin1). Gene Ontology annotation, molecular function: transcription coregulator activity. Gene Ontology annotation, biological process: positive regulation of myoblast differentiation; positive regulation of macrophage chemotaxis; positive regulation of transcription by RNA polymerase II. Lineage: Eukaryota; Metazoa; Chordata; Chondrichthyes; Chimaeriformes; Callorhinchidae. The record is from RefSeq and is a predicted model, not a curated record. Gene Ontology annotation, cellular component: nucleus; chromatin.
AACAGAUAUUUCAGAACAUCAAGCAGGAGUAUAACCGUUUCCAAUGGAGGAGGCAGUUAGAAGGAAGUUUUCACCAAAGUGACUCAAACAGUUGUGCUGAAGGACCAUCUAGCAGUUUGCUACUAAAUACACCCAGCUCACCAGGAACAUCGUCAUCUAAGAAGGAUCAACCUUUGUUCACAUUACGUCAGGUUGGAAUAAUCUGUGAGCGUCUGCUUAAAGAUCAUGAAAGCAAAUUGCGAGAAGAAUAUGAACAAGUUCUAAACACAAAACUUGCCGAACAGUAUGAUGCUUUUGUGAAAUUCACGCACGACCAGAUUAUGAGACGAUAUGGAGAGAGACCUGCCAGCUAUGUGUCCUGAAGCAUUUUGUUAUGGAAUGGCUUUCGCCUCAAGUCAGCUGCUGUACUUAUGAGAACUAAUUUUGGUGCCAUGUUUUACCCACCUUCUACUUGAGGGAUUUUAACUCUUCACCGCUGGCCCACCUUACCUCUUAUUAAAAACAAAACAAAAAAAAUUCUGACUUUGCCAGUCAAUGUGCUAUCAGUACAAAGAUUUGUCUACUUUCCACUGCUAACUCUGCUACUGUGAGAAUAAUCUGCCAUUUAUGUUUCCAGUUCAAGAAACUGAAUACCAAGAAACAUCUGUGUUAAUCCUGCCUUUAAGAAGUGGCACUGAAUAUGGGAUUGUUACUGUGCAAACCUUUUUAAAGGAUUAAAGUUCUGUCACAAGUGAUUAGUCUCAAUUUUGAACCUUAUUGAAAUAGAAAUUACAGUUUCUCUGUAUUGAUCUGGAAGAUGAAAUGCACUACAAUAACACUGCAGAAACCUCCAUUUCUUGUAGAAUAGAUUUUAUUUUUUUAUUCAGUGGAGUGUUUCUUUACUUAUCAGUGCAGUGAAUGUCUAACACUGUAACUUGACAGUAAAGAUGAAUAUCCAAUCCAUCAUUGGGGUUUUGGUGUAAAUUGGAGGCAGAGAUAGAGCAAAGAUCUGCAGUUGAAUCAGCCUAGGCCAAGAUUAUACUUUUUUGUGGUUCGAUGAGUCACAUGUUUAUACACUUGAAUUGUGUACAUGUAGGGUUUCUAUUUACUAAUUUGAAUUUCAAAUUGAUUGAUGAAUGUUGAUUUGUACUGUUUGUCUGAACACAAAAAUCCACAAAUUGGCUAGUAUCAUUGUUAAACUAAUUAUCCAAAUUGCAUUUUUUUAAAAAAAUUAGCCGUUCUUUACAGCUUGUGUAAAUGUGUAACGAUUUGUUUAUUCCCGCCUCAUGUUCAUGUUUAAUUGGCACAUGCAAACAUACCAGUAGAUUAUUUGAUUUUAUCUGCGAUUUGUUAUGCAGAUGGUCUUUAUAAAUUAGAAUACUUCAAAUCUCUGUUGCAUGGUUUUAGCCUGCCUUUGUACAAUAGCGAGCAAAAUUUCAAAACUGGGAACUCGUUUAUCAUGAACUUGGUUUUAGAAUCCAGUUUUGGUUGUAAAAAUAUGGGUCAAUCUGGAGGACUUCAAAUGAAUACUGAAUGAGAUAUUGUAUUCCAAAUUUAGUUGUUUAUACUGAUCACCUAUGUCCAAAUACUCGUAAGAGUUCUCUUCUGUCAGGUUACAAGGUGUUGAAGGGUGAAUAAUUGCAUUAAGUAACUCAGUGUUUAAGAUAAUUUUGUCCUUGCUGGAAUAAAUGGGUUUAUUCAGCAGUUUGAAGGAUGAAUUCCAGUGAAUGUGUUUUUGUUUUGUUUGAAGCAUACCUAACCAAAAAGUGCAACUUUUGUUUUGCUCUUUGUGCAGUUCUUGCCCUGAUUAAUGUUAAGCUUAGUAGAAAAAUAAAAAUUGACAAAAACUAGAUAUGGCCAUUAUAUCCUGUUUUGGUUUCAAUACUUAAUCUAAAUAGGGGGAUGGAUGGGAAUUGUGUCUGUUUGGAGUUUUACAUUGUAACCUUUGUGUAUUUGUGUAUUUGUAUUUAAGAUUUUUGUUAACCUAUUUGUGAUUUUAUUUGACUUCUGUUAAUAAAUAUGGAGUGGCCUUAUUACAAGCUUUGUGGGCCCACUGCUUGGGACAAAAGAGUGCUUGCUGCCAGAAUCUGAAAUGUAAUUUCACAUUUCACAACAUCAGAUUUCAAGCAGCUGGAAUAAAAAGAAAAUGUCUAUGGUCAAUAUUAAGGAAAUUUGUUCUCAAGAGCAAAACAUGUUUUUGUUUGUAUUUAAAAGUUGGCCUUGCUAGUGUUUAGAACAUAGAGAUUCAAAAUACAAUUCUUAAUGUAUAUUUUCUGGUAUACCAUCACUAAAUGAACAUUUUCACAUUUUUGUGAUCCAUAUAUGGUGAAUCCAUUGUUGUUCAUUUUUGUACGUGAAGAAAGAAUUUACUUUUUUCUACAACUUCACAAUAUAAUUUACAUAUGCAAUUUAAAAUAGUUUACAUCCUUAAGGAAAUGUUUCCCCACAGAGAAAUUCUUGUCUUGUUUUGUAAAAAGGUGAUUUGCAAUUUAAAUGGCAAAAAUAGGGCUGUUUAGGUGUUUUUAUUUUAUUAACUUUUGGUAAUAAGAAAUAGAAGUCUGUGUAUUACACUGAAACGAAACUGAAGACAAUUGCUCUGACAAAGUCAAAGUGUACUUUGCAAGUACUGUAAUUUUAAAUCCUAGAAAAGUGCGUCUCCUGGCCUGCUGGGAAUUUAAUGUAUCAUGUCCAAUUUUGAAAACAAUGAUUGAUAGGAUAUUCUAUUAACACUUUGGUUGACUGAUUUCAGGCUGAUUCUCAUCCUGAGAAAGUGACCAUUAUGUGUAUUGACCAUUAUGGAUUUCAUUAGGAUCUUUGUGCGGUGUGAUAGAAUGCAGUAUCCAGUACCAAUCAAAGUAAAUGCCUGAAAAUCUGGCCCCUACUAGUGCUUGGAGGUAGAGAACAGUUUUAAAGGAGACCUAUCAAAUUUGUUAAUAGAUACAAAAAUUGGGAUGUCUUCCUGGCUUGAGAAGCACUAAAUAAGUGUAAAUUUGUAUUUGUAACAAUGGUCACAAAUUGAUUCCAAAUACUAUUGGUCACAAAAUUGAAGGCUCUUGACAGGCUUUAUCCAAUUGUGAUGUUUUAAAAAUAUCUUUCACAGCAAACCCCGCUGGGUUAGUUACUAAGGGACACUUCGCCUUUAUUUUAAAAUGUUUCUGGAAUCGUGCGGAAUCCUUUGAUAUUUAUCUAAAGUUCUAUUUCUUCUGUUGGUAGGAGUAGCAAUUUGUUCUGACGAAAGGUCAUUGACCUGAAACGUUAACUCACUUUCCUUUCUCCAUAGGUGCUGCCUGACCUGUUGAGUGUUGAGCAACUUCUGUUUUUAUUUCAGACUAGCUGUACCCGUUGCAGCUACCCUUGCAACCAAUUUCAUUUAGCCGGCCUUCUCUUUUUCGUCUGGCAUUUAUAUUUGUCUUUGAAAGGGUUGAUCUUCGCUUCUUAGGCAUCUUUAUCCUUAAGAAUAAGAAAAUGUGCUAUUGAACUCAUUAGCAUCCCUUGUUCACAUAUUUGUACACAUAUCCUUUUGGAAGGACUCCAGUGGGAGGACUCCAGUGGGAGGACUCCUUGUUGUAGUCCAUACUUGUGUGAUGAGCUUGUUUAAGUCACGAUAGGAGAUCCCCGGAAAAAAAAAUGCCCAUGACACUACUCCAUUGCACAAUCUUUCUGAUGAGGUAUAAAUCAUGUACCUUAGACAGAUACACAGACAUACAUUUCAUCUUUAUUAGUAUAGAUUUCCAGCAUCUGCAGUAUUAUGCAUUUUAUAAUUUGUUCAAUGUUCCUGAAAUGAAUUGAUGUUUUCAGCCAGCAGCUAUGAAUUUGAUUUUAAAAAAAUAAGUUCUUAUUCCACAAUAUUUGCAGGAUCUUUGUUUCACAAACCUCAAUUACAGGAAGGUGUUUCAUAAAAUCAGUGGCUAAGAACAAUACCUUCCAUUGAAUACCACAUUGCCUUGUCUACAUCUUGUCAUUUGUUUUCAUAGAAGGUAAGAGGAAAAAGGAUUCCAUUGACUGAGGAAAAAUCUGAUGUGAUACAUAAGAAGCAUGUCAAGUUUCCCUCCUGCUGCUGGAAAACUGGCCAAGAAAUUUUGAUGUUGGGUAAGAACUUGCAAAAAGGGCAAUCAGUAUCUGCAUUCCUGCCAGUAAAGGGGAUUACACGCCAGUUGACUUGAGCCACUACCAUGUGAGAUGGCUCAGUCUGAUGAAGUAGUUUGUAUUCCCAAACUUCUCCUGUACAUACUGUAAUGACUUGAAAACUUGGGAUAGAGAAAGGUAAAAAUGGAGGAAAGGAAGUAUUGUAAAUUAUUUUCCUAUGACUAAAGUUUGCAAAAAUGUGAAUUGAGUUUUAGCAGUAUAUUGUAAUGAUAAUGCAUUUUUUGUUAGGUUAAAAUAUUUAGCAUGUUUCUAAUUGAGGGUACCAAUGAAAGCAAGAUCAGAAAAUGUUUGAUUGAAACUCAAGUGUGAAGUUUUUAAAAGUACUGUGUUAUUCAAAUACUGAGCACGUUGACACCUGAUUAGAAUAUGAUUCCAAAGUAUUUGAUGCAAUACAAAAUGGAAUGCUACAGUUUUUAAAAAAAAGUAUUGGUGGGUAGUUGUAGAAAACCUGAAUUAAUUACCAUCACAAACAUUGGUGACAUUUCAUGUUCGUCUGUGUGGUUUGAUUUAUCCUGUAAUUGUAGAAAACAGGUGACAACAAAAGGUAAUCUCUACAAAGCAAUUAAUAUAUCCCUUGGCUGUCAGGGGAAUUUUUCUUGUUACUGGAGUGUUCUGUGUAUUAAAAGUAUUGUUCAUG